AUGUAUGCGAAAUUCAUGUGCUCUAACCACACCAAUCAUACAAGCUACAACCAUUCACAUUCAAGGGUAAACUCUAGAAGCCGAUUUGAGGUGAGUGUUCGAAUUUCUUGGUCGAAGGUUUGUGUUUUUGGUCGGCACUGGCAAGCGACUACAAUAAACAAUGGAUUUGCCAUUCGUUUCUCCUCGGUGCUGAAAAUAUUCACUUCAUUUUUUCUUGAAAUGCGAUAUUGCUCAUUCCUUUUAACCUUUUGCGAAUUAUCGGUUUAUUUACGGGCAUUCUCGCCUUUUUCUUUCUUGCUGGUUUCAUGUCUGGCGCAUUUCCUGUCCUUCAUUCGCUCACGAAAGCUUACGCUUAUCGUUGUUUUGCUAGAAUAUUUUGUUUUUCCUUGUUUUGUUUGAAGGACGUGACCGUCGCUAUUGGUGCAAUGUGCAAAUGAAAAUUAUUUGAAAAAAACAUUUCUCGUUGCUGUCGCUAUCCCCUGGUAUUAAAAUCUGUGCUGUUUUCAAGGUGGCAAAAUCAUUCAGACUUGGAAUGGGCUCUCUAGCUAUGAAAGUGUGCUGCCAUUCAGCUGUAUAUCCUCUCGAUCAACUUAACUCAAUCUGGAAUUCUGUAUUUCUGUUCUAGAUUUUUCUCACUCCUCACUUUUGUUAUAGAUCACGAUCGAGUUUACACUUUCAUUUAUGGUAGACCGUCGCACGUUUUUCAUUAGGCUCCGAUCCAAAAACAAUAUUUUUUUGUCCAUUAUAACAAUUUUGGCUGCAACAUUUUUUCUAAUUUUAGAAACUAGAAAAGGCCCUUUUUAAUUUUAACCUAAGCUUAAGUUAGAGAGAGCAUGAAACAUUUUUUUAAGAAAUACAUGGGCGUUUUUUGUGGAGAUCUUCUGAAUAUUGGCUGUUCAGAAUUUAAACGUGCCUGAAAAACAUGGCAGCUAUCAAUUGUUGUGUUUUGAAGACUUUCCAGACAGCUUAAAUGCACUCACGAGCAUAAUUAUACCGAAAUGACUAGCUAUGAUAUAUCCUCCUUGUCCGCUAGCGUUGAAACAGGUGUUAUUUGCUCUAAUGCAGCACUUCAACUGUGACUUGAUAUCUAUAACCUUGAUUGUAUUUUAGCCUAAAUUAUACCUCGAAUUUAACUCGCUCGGAACUAGCUGUCAUCUGAAAGAGGCAAUUGUUUUGACAACCACUCGACCAGACUCAGUGUUUAAAAUAUUUCCAUUCUUGUUUCAGUUAUACAAUUUCAACACAAAUGAGGAUCAAGCUCUAAUAAACAAGAAGCUCCCAAAGGAACUUAUUUUAAGGUAUUAUUUUUUAAAACUAAAUAAGGUUAGCGGAAGAAGUACUUCUAAGUUAAGAUCCACAAAAUUCAUCUUUAUUGGUUCGCCUAGAGAAGUUCGAUAUUGAUCGUAAGUGCGGUUUUUGUGUUUUCUACACCUGACCGUAAUUUAUAACUGCAUUGCAAAUUUGCAUGUCUGUGAGGCAUAUAUUUUGCAAAUAUCAAAACAAUGACUUUUUUAGUUGGUUGCCAUGUUGCCACAAAAUAGCCUUUAAGGUCAUUGUCGGUAAUCAAUUGAUUUGAAGUAAAUGUAAUCUUUAAUGAAUUAUGGAUAUAUUAUGUACUGUUUAUAAAUGUACAGAAACUAUUAAUUUUUAAUUGUGAGUUAAAGGAGAUUUCUUUUUUCAUCUUGAUAUCCUUUUUUUUGUUAGGAUAUUUUCAUUUCUAGAUGUAGUCACUUUGUGUCGCUGUGCCCAGGUUUCAAAGGUAAGAUGCUUUUGAUUUCAGUGUUGUACUAUACCAAGAGUGUGUAAUAAUUUAGGGUUUCAUAUAACAUAUUAUUGUCUUCACGUAAUGUCAAUUCUUGUAGCUAUGGAAUGUUUUAGCCCUGGAUGGAAGUAAUUGGCAGAGAGUGGAUUUGAUGAACUUUCAAACAGACAUAGAGGUACAACAUUUUCUACAAAAACCAAUACACUAUUAUGGUGUACAUGUAUAUACAAGGUAGUGGUAAAUCAAACAAGCGACAGUGCAGCAACAUAAGCACACAGUAAACUUUGCCAUUAUAAGCCCUCAUACGACUUGAUAAGGGGUUUAAAGGGACACAGUCAGCUAUGGGACCGCGCUGACGAGAAACGCAUAGUUGCCGGGCAGGAGAAAUCGCUUUUGUUUACCAAAAUAACAAAAGAAAUGAAUCAAUAACAUUGGCGAGCAAAUAAUCGUAAUAUGUAUUUGGAAAAUCGAUGGAAAAGGUUACAUUAUAUUUGGAGUAUUCGUAGCUGUUUGGCUUUUCCUGGACAAAUCCAUUGGUGAGUUCUCAAUGCUCUAUAAAAAAUGUGUGCUCUGAUGUGGCUUAGGGUCUAUAAUCACGAUUUGGGCUUGUAACUAGUUCAGCUCUUCAAGGUUUGUUUUGAGUAGUCCGGAUAAGCUUCUCACCUGCUGUUUCAUGCGAGUGUCGUGUGACAUGCAAAGCAGCUAAGAAAUGGUAUCUAAAGCGCAUCUGCAUCAGCUGACCGUGUCCAAGAGAGCUCGUAAAUGUGGGGGGGGGGCUUUUAAUUGGGGGGGAGGCUUAUAACCAGACUAAAAAAAGUGUUUCAAAAUAACAGUGCUGAUCAGAAUACGUUUUGAAUUUGAUCGCUUUUUUAAGCUUCAAAAUGUCAUAACAAGUCAAAUCCAUUUCAAUACAAGGUAGACAAGGGCUUAUAUUCGGGUGGGGGGGAGGGGGAGCUUAUAACCAGAUGUAUUUUUCGUUUACAGGUAGAUAGGCCUAGAAAUGGGAGGGCUUUGAAGUGGGGGGGGGGGGCUUAUAAUCGGAAGUUUACGGUAUAUACAGGACAGUCACCACGUUGGGGAUUACCCCUGGUUACUACAGUAAAUGAGCAUAAAGCCUAGCUUGUACUUUCAUAGGAAUCAAAAGGAAUAUAUGCAGUCAAACCCCAUGAAUACGAACAAUGAGUGGGCCGUGGAAAGUGUUGGUAUUGACAGGGUGUCCAUAUUAAGCUGGUUGAAUUUAGAGAAACAUGUGUUAAGGAAGGGCCCUCUCUAAGGACAAUGCACACUCUCAGUAAUAACAAGGUGGCCAUAUUAAGCGGGUUUCUGUUAAGCCUAGGGGGGGAUACUCUGAAUUCCAAGUGACAGGGAUGAUCAAAGGAUUUUUUGGGUUUAAAAUUUUUGAUUCCAGGAUUUUCUUGGGUAGGAAAAUUUAGUAAGAAUUUUUUUGGGUGGCUUGAUGGGAUUUUUUGGGUAUUCAAAAUAAUCUGAAGAUUCCUGAUAGUCCCUGUGUAUUCAAACACAACCUUUCCCCCUCCCCAGCCGACAACAUCCACCCCGUGAGCCGAUCCUUUUGCUGUGUCACCCUUUUUUUGCCAUUUCCUCCACCCUCCCGCCUACCCCCUCCCCCCCUCGCGACCUGGUCAAAGGCCAAUUUGUCAUUUUCAGAAAUAGAUUAUUUAGCAUGAAAAGCAUCACAAAGGGUUUUUGACCUCGUUUAUUAAUAUUGAAGUAUUGAUGAGGACUCUCAUGAUGCUCUUGUUUGUGCUUUAUUUUAUAGGAAACUGUAAUACUUAAUUUGGCAAGACGAUGUGUAGGAUUUCUCAAGAGUUUAAGCCUUAAAGGCUGUAAGAGUGUAGGAGAUGGGGCUUUAAGGUAAUUUUACACUCAUCAGAUAACUUGUUACAGGGGCUUCAAUUUACUAUGUAAUGGGGGGGGGGAGGGGGGUUGAGGAAAACUGUUGGGACUGGUUAUUUUGUUGAACCCUUCAGGGAGAGUAUCAAAGUUUUUGGAGACCUUGUAGGGUUGGAAGUCAAGGGUUGUGUACUAAUUUUUCAUUUUCUUUAUUUAUUUUAUUUAUUAUUAUUAUUACAGUGAAACUUCUAUUAAGCGGACCCCCAAUUAAGCGGAAACCAUCUAUUAAGGGGACCCUAAGCUGGGUCCCGAAAUUAACAUCUUAUAUUUCCCUUCAUAUCGAACACCUAUUCAGCAGACACCUCUAUUAAGUGGACGUGGACAUUAAAAUAGAUUUUACUUGGCUAAUUUCUAUUGUUAAAAACCUCUUGAGCGGACAAGAAUUGACAAUGGUAGUAUUGGAUUACGUCCUUGAAAGAUGUACUGCAGUUGAUUAAUAAAGAUAAAUCAAUACAUUUAGAUAUCAACAAACUUUAGAUUAGAGCGAUAUCCGGCCAUAUGAUUGUCAUCUAUGAUCAAAGUUCACCUAAAAGUCUUGACCACAGUACAGCACUUCUUCAUGGAACUGUAUCACAGUACAGAGUAACCAGUGAAUGUUAAUCUUUAACAAAUAUUGCGCAAUUUUUACGAACUUCUACUAGGCAGACACCCUCUAUUAAGGUCCCGAAGGUGUCCGCUUAAUAGAGGUUUCACUUUAUUAUUAUUAUUAUUAUUAUUAUUAUUAUUUUAUUUUAUUUUUUUUGCUUAUUGCAGAUGGGGGAGGGGAUAUGAAAUAUUUUGCAGUAUUUUGCCACCCCCCCCCCCCCCUCCAGGUUGUAAUAAAUGAAGGCUCCCAAUACUGGAUUUUCCAUUAGUCACUUGAGUGGCCUUGUCACUCAGUUAUGAAAACACAAUAUUGUUGGAAAUGGAAACUUUAAGUGCUGGGAUGGUGUUUUUCAGCACUUUUUUGUUAAAUGAAAAUUAAUAAAAUAAAAUAUGGUAACAAUAAUUUUAUGAUUGGGUAUUUCAGAAUAUUUGCUCAGCAGUGUAAAAAUAUUGAAGAAUUAUGUUUAGAGGGAUGUAAAAGAAUAUCAGAUACGUAAGUCAUCAUAUUGCUUGCUUAUUUAUAUUAUUUGUCUGCAUUUAUUUAAUAAGUAUACACCAUUGCCUGAUAAAGACUUAAUGCAGGAAGCAGUCAAAAUGCUGCACCUUCAGGCCUGAGUGAAUGUGUAUACAGUCAAAGCUCUCAUAAGAGGCCACCUUGGAAAUUCAAAAAAGUGGUGGUAACGAGAGCUGGUUGCUUACAAGAAUGAGCUCUCGUAAGAGACCACAUGUUUAAACUAUAGAGGGUGGCUGCUUAAUUACAAGAGCUUCAGAAACCUCUUUAAUAAUUCACUUAAAAAAAAAAAAAACAAAAGAAAUUAAUGAUCAAUCAGUGUCUUUAUACAUCUGAUAUAGACAUGGCUAAACUUUACUUCCAAUUUUUUAGACCAAAAUAGUUCCCCAAGAUCUUUAUCAAUGGACCAUUAGUGCAGUGUGCAGUAUCAUUUAAGUGUAGGUUUAUAUGAAUAAGACUCCGCAGUCACUAAUUACAGGAGUGGUCACUUAUGAAAGCUUUUCAUUGCAAAGUUUAAGUCACAGUUCAAGCAGGUUUCACAAAGGUGGUCACAACUAGAGCCGGUCGCGUAAGAGAGUGGUCGCAAGCUAAGGAGAGCUUCCUUGGGGCCAUGAAUAAAUUAGGUGCAAUCAAUCUUUUGUAUUUUUUUCUUACUGUAUUACUAUUAAACACAGCUGACCAUUUUCUAUCAAUAUUUACAGCACUGCCAUUAGUCUAAGUAACUACAGUGGACGUCUCAGGAGAUUAGAUGUGUCUUCUUGUCAUCAAGUCACUGAUAACUCACUUAGUGCUUUAAGGUAAUUUCACUGGUUGUAAGAUUUCUUUGCUGUUUAUUUUACUUUACAAAUAGGUGACAAUAGUCCAUAGCUGUAUUUUUGUUUUCUAAUAUGUGGUUUGCGGUUGGAUAAAUCUGAAAGCAGUGAACUUCCAUUAAAAGGUGGAAGUACGUACUGUAUCCUCCUCAGUUUUGUUUUAUAAAUUUGAAGAAAUCUUGAAAAUUUUACUUCCUAAUUUAUUUUCUUUGAUUUUUAUUAUAAACAGGGCUGUCGUGAAGGACCAAGGCCAGGGAUUUCCCUGGCUAUUACAUCUGUAUGAGCAUGACCCUCUUACUACUUUCAUAGAAAACAAAGAAAAAAUAAAGAACUAAAAGAACUUCCCGGCUGUUCAACAUCUUACCUACUGCUUCCCAGCUUUUAAACUUUGUUCCUACUAAUUAUACCUGGUAACAUGAAAAAAGGCCCAAAAAAGCUAACAGAUCCAUUCUGUGGCUGUGAAAAAGUUGAGAAAACGUUCUGUUGUGUGAUUUAGUUGUAUUUUAAAAGACAGUGAAUUGACAGCUUUUGAAAGUUAUGCAAAAUUCUAAACUACUUAUUUGAAAGGGCUACCGUUGUCAACAGAAUGUGUACUUAAUGUGAACAUUUUCUGUCAAAAAUGGUAUAUGCAGUAAAAGGGUAAAGGAUUGGAUCUCUUGGCAGAGCCUCCCCAUUUGAAAUUUCUUUAGGGACUAACCCCCAACCCCACCCCCUUCCCCAUUGCCCCUUUUUGGGUGACAGCCCUGUCUUAGGUAGGCACCUUUUAAUGGAAGUGGCACCAGGUGACUCUUGAGGUGCCUGCCAUUAGAGAAUGAAGAUUGUUAAACAGCAGGGACCAACUGACUUGGUGUCUGUUCUCGGCAGAUGCCAUCUUAUACAGUUGACUUUGCUCCAUCAUUUUUUUAUUUUGGUCUUUCAGUAAAGGCUGCACCAAGCUGGAACAUAUAAAUAUUUCUUGGUGUACUCAGAUAUCUUCCCAUGGUCUCAAACUACUCUCCCAGGGCUGCAAGAACCUUCUGAUAUUUAUAGCGGAAGGGUGCUGCUUGGUAAGAAAACAAACCUGGUUUGCCAUUAACAUUCACAUACUUCAUUGUUGUGUGUAAGCUUGUUUUGAGUUUUUGUCACUAAUGGUAAAUUCCCUUUAUGUGUAUAUUAUAUUGUGUUGUUCUAGAAAAUCUCCCUACCGCUCCCCUCCCCCCUCCCACCCCCCACAGAACGAAUUGGAAAUUCCUGGGGGGAUGAGGAGGGCUCAGACUCCAAGUUUACCUACAAUUUUCACGGGAGGUGGGCAGGGGUCUUAGAAAAAAAUCCCUUCCACAGGAGAGGCUUUCCUUUGAUUCAUUCCUAUGCAACAAAAAUGUUUUUCCACUUUGCAUUGAGAGAGAGAAUUCAUUUGGAUUGGAUCUUGGCUGGAAGCCAUGGACUAUCUUUUAAACCCCCUCCCCUCCUCCUUAUUAUUGUUCACUAAUGAAUGAUAGACUGUAUAAAUCAAUCAUGACUGUAAAACUUCGCAUCUACUGAUACAUGUAUGGGAUGGUUUAUUCACCUGCUGGAAGUUUGGAUUUGUUUUUGUUUUUUGGUUGCAUGACCUCCAACUUCUUGUACUAGAACUUUUCCACUUUGUAUUCUAAUUCUCUUAGGAGAACCGAUACCAUCAUCUUUGCUAAAUUAAACAAGCCCCCCCUCUCAAAUAAGCCCCCCUUCAAAUGGGUAGGAAACAAAUAAGCCCCCCCCCAGGGGCAUAAUAGAGGAUUUGCGGUAACUGGGUGUCACAGUGCUUGCCUUAUUUACGAAAAAUCUUUGAAUGUCCGUUGAUGACUACCUAGUGUUGUUGUAGAGUCAAUUUAUUUGUGGAGUUCUUGACAAUUUUUGAAAAACUGUUCUUUUCACAGUUGACAGAUGAAGGCAUCUAUCACCUGACAAAAAGCUGCCCUAAAUUACUUUCAAUCAAACUGACAUCAUGUGAGGUAAUUUAUGUACACUUCUGUGCUGUGGCAGGAUUAGCUCAGUCUGUAGAGUGCUCGACUGAAGAGAGGGACGAAAAUGCUGUCCCCUAGUACUUUUGUGCUAAAUACAUAUGUGAACUCUAAAAUAAGGUGCUUUUUUUCAUGUUUGGACGGAAUGGAUUCAAACUCGCUGUUUCAAGAUGUAGGAAAAAUAAUGAACAAAAUGCACAUGUAUUCAGAAUAUGAGCAUAUUAGAGCAUUUUCACAGGACAUCCCAGGAGUUCCAAAGUAGGGAAACAGCAGCCAUGUUUCUUUCUUUCUCUUUCCUUUGUUUCAUUAAUUUCAUUGUUGAAUGCUGGCCACGUGAGUGAUUGAAACACCCUUAGCCUGUGCUGGGGUCUCAGUGCAGACACUCAAAAAAACGAGCGGGCAGUGAAACAGGGAACAAGCAAAAAAUGGCAGGAAGAGAGCAGGGAAGAGUCUGUGAGCAUCUUUUUAAGUACCUCAAUCUGCCUACUUCCUGAAAAAAAAACAUUUGUGGUGUCAACGUAUCAAAACUUCCCAUGUUGUGGUUAGGAGGGUUUCACAAUGCUUGACAUUUUUGUUAGACUCUGAUCACAGGAGGCCAAAAGUGUUUAACCAAUCAUAGGGUAUCCUGGGAGCUGGUAUACCAGAAUGAGUUAUUGAAGACAAUGCUUACAAACUCUCCUACUCCAUCUCUUCCCAGCUCCCAUGCAGUUUUCACACAGCUAUUCUCGACCAGCUUUCUCCACUAUCUUGGAGCCUGGAACAGGCUUAAAUGCUCUAUACAUGCUCAACUGAGUGAUUCAAGUAUAAAAGCUGCACUAACAAGGGUUUCUUGACAACAUUGCUUAUGUUACACAUUUGAUGUUGUUCCUUUGUCCCAUUAGAACAUAAAGGAUAAUUCAAUCAAGGCAAUCAGUGAACACUGUAGUGAUAUCUCAUUACUCUGCGUAUCUGGCUGUAUACAGUUAACUGAUUUAUCACUUCAGUAUCUGGGGAGCAGGAGCCAUGAGCUCAGGUGAGUGCAACAUUCCGUCUGCGAGGGGGUGGACACUGAUGCAGAUGAGGGUUUAAAAAGGGUCUGGCAAUUAGGAGAUGGUACACUAUGGGAGAAGCCACACCCAGUUUACAACAGGAGUGGGGGAAAACAUUAGCAUAACUGAUUUGAAGAAAGAGGCAUUGAAAAUUGGAGAAAGGACGGUGGGCAGGUGCACUAAGAUAGACAAAGAAGGAGGAGUUGCAACUGGGACAAUUUUUGGGCUUUUGGGUUUAACUUCAUUAGGAUCCGGACUAAGGGCGCUAAGUACAUUUACAUGUAUAUUGCUAUCAUUUAGUGGUUAGAAAAUAGUGAUCAUCAUGCUUUAUACCAUUUCUUCUUCUCGCAGGACGCUGGAAGUUGCCCAGUGCUCACAGUUUACAGAUGCUGGUUUUCAAGCACUUUGUAGGGUAAGACUCUUAGGUGUAACAAACUUUGUAGCUUGAAAUAACCAGGUAUUUUGAAUGUGUAGUAAUUCUAGUUCAAAAGGCUUGCUUAGACAAGACUAAAAUUUAUGGACACAUGUAAUAAUUUUAUGCAAUAAUUCAUGCUAUUUUUGUUAACCCUACUAAGUGAUUAGUUUUAACUAUUAUGUGAUGAUGAUGAUGAUGGGAAAUGAUAGUGAUGGCAGUGAUGACGCUGAUGAUGAUGAUAACAGGGCUGUCAUUAAGAGGCAGGGGCUGGGGAUUUUCCCCCGCUGCUAAGAAUGUGGCCCUUGGCUACUUUCAUAGGAAAAUGGAAGAAAAAUAGAACCAAAAGAAAUCCCUAGCUUUUUUAUCCCCUGCCCACUUGUUGUAUGUAUCCUGCGACUAGAAAUCUUAGUGACAACCCUGUGAUAAUAAUGAUGAUGAUGAUUAUAAUAAUAAUGACCAGUGUUGUGACAAACAUCCUGUUUUAAGAAUUCUCGGUGUUUCUUUGACUCUUUUCAGGGCUGUAACAAACUUCAGCGUUUGGAUUUGGAAGAAUGUGUUCUGGUGAGAUCCUUAUUCCUUUGACACUUCUGGAAAGAAGUCUUUAUACCAAACUGCUGCAUGAUGAUAAAGAGAUCUGAAUCCAACCACAUUUUUGCUCUGCCCGAGCAAGAUUUUAACUUAGCUGGACAUAAUGCCCUUUCAAGAAAGAAAAAUUUUAUUUGUGGCUCUGUAACUGGUCACUAAACAGACCGUGGUCCACAGCUACUAAAUAGGGGUUUUACUGUAAAGUUGUAAGCGUUAACCCUUUAGGUCCCAAUGGUGACCAACAUCAACUUUCUCUGGACAACAUCAGCAGAUCAUCAAGAGUAAAGGUUAUGAGAAUUACUAAAUUGAUUAGCAAAGGGAAAAUGCUUUGAUCUUAAACCAAAUUCUCUCAACUGUUCUUAAAAGAAAUGUAUGGAGAUCAGUCUGGAGAAUUUGUAUGUGGAUACUGGGGCUUAAAGGCUUAAGUGCUAGUGCUGGAAAAAAUAACUUGUUUCUUUUUUUAUGUUUUAUUUUGCCUGUAGAUCACGGACUCAACUUUGAAUCACUUGUCUCUUUGGUGCUCGGGCCUACAGAAACUUGUGAGUCAUUAUUACAUUUUAACAUGUACACUUGAUUAAAGGAGCACUGUCGUAAUGAUAUUUUAGAGACACACAUACACACUCCCAAGAAAAAAAAUUAAAAUUGAAGAAAAUCAAAAAAUGAAGCUUUGAUAAAGUAGAGAAAUACCAAAGAAGUAAAGUUCAACCAAAAACUUUUAAUCCUCAAAUCCAAGAGUGACCAACAUCUACCAACAACUGCUAAAUUACAUGCAAAGGUCUUGAGGCAACCUUGUUCCCAGGGUUCUCUCCUACCCGUCCCUAUGGAGGAAAGAGAACCUGGGAACGAGGCUGGUCUUGAGAGGAAGAGAAAAUGAUGAAGAAAUUCUUUUUUACCUUUGCUUAGAGUCUUUCUCACUGUGAGUUGAUCACUGACGAUGGCAUCAGACACUUUUGUGGAAGCCCCUGUGCUGUGGACCACAUUGAAGAACUAGAACUGGAUAACUGUCCUCUUAUCACAGAUAAUGCCUUAGACUACUUAAUGUAAGUAUCUGUCGAAAUGAAAACCUUGACUUUAUGAAGUUUCAUUCAAGUGGAUCUAAAUCUUUUUUAGGGCGAGUGUGAUUGAUUCCGGAAUAAUAAUAAAUGGAAUUAACUCUAAAAAUCAUAUGUUUUGGCAUUCAUUGCAUUGCAAUGUCUAGAAAUCUCCUUUAAAUAAAAUAUUCCAGCGUUUGUUGCGUUUUAGUGGUCUAAAAAUCACGUUACAAGAGAUUUGUUACAAAAAUAUGUAACACAAUCUUGUUCCAGAAUACAAUCAACCGAAGGCACGUUAUGUAUGAUUGACGGAGAGGUUUACUGAGCCCUUUUCCGCACCCCACCUCUCCCCAGAUGUCGUCGGUCAAAAGUGGCAAAAUUAAUUUUCCCUUAAAACGGCUCAUGUUUAAUCCUUGCCUUAAAAAUGUGCACAUAUCAAAGUUUUAAUCACGUCUAAAAAGGCAUUGUUUUGGUGACAUUACUUUUUUUGCGGGUUGCAGUAAUUGCCAACAUCUAAAAAGAGUAGAACUUUUUGAUUGUCAGCUUAUCACCAAAGCAGGAACAAGAAAACUUAGGGUAACUAUUGCAUAUGUUAUUAUCUGUGUACUUUCUGUUUUUUUACUUCCUGUUCGCCUGAUUCUCUUGAUAACUUAUCACACAAAACAGCUCCCCUUCACUCUUUUUAACCUUCAGGUGCUUUCAGGUUGCUUUUUCUUUGCUUUUCUUCCAUUUAUCACGUGCUGUCAGCCACUUAUCACGUACUUUCAAUUUACCCAUCACGUGCUAUCAGCUCAUUUGUCAAGUGCAUGUACUUAUAGUUCACUUACCUGUUACCACGUGUUAUCGUACUUAUCAUUUGCUUUCAAUUUACCUGUUAGGUGCUAUCAGCUCAUUCAUCAAGUGCAUGUACUUGUAGUUGGCUUAUCUGUUAUCAUGGGCUGUCAACUCACGUUUCAUUGGUUUCAAUUUACUUAUAUUGUGCUGUGAGCCCUUUAACAAGUGUUUUAAAAAGUUCAUUUGUCACGUGGUCACAGCUUAUGUAAGGUGCUUUUAAUUAACUUGUCACGUGCUAUCAGUUCACUUUUCAUUUGCUUCCAAUUCACUUAUCAUGUGCUGUCGUGUUCUUUCAUCACGUGUUCUCAGUUAACUAUAAAUUCUGCUGAAAGCUGACGUGAAAUAUCCCGUACUUUUAGUUAUCUCAUUACCUGUUCACGUGCCUUCAGCUCUGUUGUCGCGUGUAUUGCAGCAAUAAUGCCCAUCAUUUAAUUGUUUUCUCUUCCCAGGCUCAUCUACCAGAUCUAAAAGUACACGAAUACUUUGCACCCGUGACCCCUCCCCCAAGUGUAGGCGGUGGACGACAGAGAAUGUGCCGUUGCUGUGUUGUGCUAUAGUACUGUGUUAUAACGUACACAUAACUCAACCCAAGUACUUUCUUAUCGCGAUAGUCUCAAUCGCUUUGCAUACUGUAGUUGUAAAGGAUGUGAAACCUUUUAAGAGAAGAGGUAGUGAUUAUUUCUACUCAACUUCCUUCCCACUCGGCAGCUCGUCACGCAAUCCUCUUAUCCGUGACGUGGCCAAAGAUCUUCAAUACUGAAGAGUACCUGCAUUUUGGUUGCAAUGCAAACUACCGAAGACCGCACGCGCACGGAACGUACACGAUUGUAAACAUUUAACGACACGCUUACGAUUGUUCUCUUUUCGCAGAGUAACAGAAAGUGUAGGUAUUGCCUCGUCUUGUUUGGUUCACCUAAUGUGUUAGUCUCUUUUGACACAUUGCUUGGAAUCACCCAACGCUUCCCUCGCUAGAGAAUCAUUGGGUUGUGACCAAGAGAUGAUAAAAGGAGAGCGUGAUGGCGAUCGUCCUCACCGGGCUUAUUCCCCCCUUUAAUCCCCCUUGUAUUAUUUUUAGUGACAAAAUGGCGAAGUAGUUAAAUAGCAGAAACGAAUAUCUUUUAAGGAUACCAAUUAUUUCAGUUUUGAGAUCCUUGGCAAUAUUCUUUGAGUUGCCGUCAUAGGAUAUCCCAUAAUAGUGAACUUUACGCAACAGGAAGGGAGAGGAAAGAAGACGGCAAACCUUCUGUGACAAGCGUGACAAUAAUUUUGUUUGAAAUAACUUUUCGCCAAACUUCAAUUUCCUUCAAACAGAUCUUUUUGUAAAAGACCAGAAAACAUUGAUGUUAGUGAAGAUCACGACAAAACACGCACGUAAUAGCCUUGUCACGUCCGUCACGCCCAUGCAAUUUUCCGUCCUUUGUGACGUCAUUUUCUCAACAAAACUUUCAAGAUCUAAAAAACGAAAAAAAAUGUUGCUUUUUUUCAUAAAAAAGGAUGAAAACUGUGUUAAGGCUUUAGCUGGACUGAAAAUGUUAUUUGAAUUUAUAUCGUGAGAAGAAUUCGUAGGGAAUAAGUCCUUUUUGGGGAAUAAGCGCUCUCACUCUGUCCUCUGUUGACCUAGUGAAGUUAAAUGUCUCCUCUGUCUUAAAGGUGGCUAAAACACACCCUUGACUUGUCAUCAAACGUUUCUCAGUGUAUCACUGCACUAUUUUAACGAAAAUUAUCAGUUGUUGCUGGGAGUAAAGAAGUCUGGACACAAACCAAGCACUUACAUUUUGUUUGCGUUUGAGGUUGAUUGCUUUGUGUUAAAUACUUCAUUUGGCCAGAAAAGUUAACUUAUUUGCAUAAUUUCUAAGUAUUAUUAAUAUCCAGAAAAUGUUUUGGGUGGUAACUUGGUACGAUACCAACUCGUAAGGUAAACGGUUGAUUUCCAUCGUUUUUUUUUUCAUAUACACAGAACACUUAAAAUACAGUCAGUGUUUUAAUAUUUAGGUUUAAAAAGGCGUUUUAAUUUUUGCCAAAUUAAUGUAAAUAUCAUAAUUGAACAGAGACAAACGUGAUUACUUUUUAAGUUGCUUAAAUGUAAAUUUAUCGUCGUUUAUAAUAAUAAAAUAGAUUGGUUAGCGUUGGUAUAGCAGCUCUUAAUCGUCUCAAGAGACGUGAGUAUCACUUUUAAGGGUAAUCGCGGGUAGUUUGAUUAAUUUGUGAGGAAGAGCGGUUUUCGAUAGAUUGUAGAAAGCGAAUUCUCGUCUGCACUUGUUUGUCCUUGAAGUGUAGACCAUUUUUGCCUUUGCCCCUUGAAAGUGCUGAAAACUUUUCUGGCCCGGUAAUCUAUGUUACGUCUGUAAUGUAAACUGAAGGGUCCAAAUUCGAAUGAAACGCAAUACGGCUCUAAUUAGACCGAUGAAAGAAGGCUUGUUUGUGGGCUAAAAUCUUAGGUUUUUGAGUUAAAGUGUGGUUUUGGGCCUGAAGAGUCAACGGGCACCGUACGCGUGCUCGCGGCGUUUGGCCGCUACGACCUGUAUUCGCGCCCAGAUCUGAUUGGCUUAUCGCGCAUUUGCCUUUGUUGUGAUUGGCUAGAAUUAGAUUUCGCUGGAAACACUUUAUUGAAAACCGCUUUCUAACCUUUCUAAUGAUUGCGGCGCACAUGUUUAUCAUCUCAAUAAUAUCUUCUGUUUUAAAUUGUACAUACAGGAAAACCAAUCAAUUAUCUAAGUUAUUUAAUUAUCGAUUGAAUUAUUGUUAUAUGUUAAGAGUGAAGUUGUUCGUUGUUGUAGUUCAAGUGCUGGUUUGUGUUGUUUAUCACUGGAAAUAUUGUACUGGUAGGCUAGCGAAAAUUCAUCGACAAGACGUUUUUAUUCUGUACAGCACAUUUAGAUUUAGUCUGAAAUGGCGAGGCACAGAGAUAAUUCUUAGAUAGUGCUUUUUUCAUCUUGACGUUGGCACGUCUGAAAUUUCUCACUCCAUCGAAGAUAACGGCAGUCUCGUACGUCGAGUCCGAAAAGAGGUGCGAGACUCAGGUACGAGACAUGAUGUAUCAUGUUUCUAAAUGCUCGAUGAUUUAGGGGCGAGUUGUAACUCUGUCUACCCCCUGGUUUCUUAUAAAGUCUCCUUUCCCCACUCCUCUAGUUUGUGUAUAGUGUAAGUAUUGUGUAAUAUGCUACAUCGUACACUUUCGCACAAAAUGAUGACUUCGUACCAACAAAGUUUUUGUAAAACGGCUGUUUACACAGAUGUGGAGCUUUUUAUUCCGAAUCGGGACUAUGAAGUCCUAAAUCGUGACCCCUUAAUAGAAGUUACUGAACAGUGCUUUCCUUUGGUGCUGUUUAUCCCUUUAAGCUUUAAGAGUGAUAGGCGUCAAAUUUCUCAUUGUAAUGUCACUGCUUUAUAAAACAAAGUGGUUAUGAGAAUUGAGGACAUGAUCGCACAAGCGUAAUCUGAAUUUGAAUUUUGAUAUUUGGGUUCAAAGGGUUAUUACAUUGUACGUGGUUGUUCAAACUUUUGCAUCUGUAGUAUAUAAAUUUCUGAAAAGUGGUGAAUGAAAGCUGGAAGUAGCAUUUUAUUGAGGACCUAAAAGUUUGUCAGGAGUUUAUAACAAGGCGGUUUCUAUCAUCAUACCCUAAAUUUUGUCGAGGAUGUGCACCUAAAUGUGUUUAGUGUGUAGUAUAUUAACGUAAUAUAUCAGUUGUAGGUCUUGUGACAUACCGUGCUCUUUAUUUGAGUACUGUACAGUGGAGUAGUUGUACUGACUGGCCGUGUGUUGGUGUUACUGUGUCUGUCUGGCAACCGGAAAUCACGUGACAUGGUCUGUGACUAUGUCCAGUCCCCUGCCGGUCAGGAAUAGUUUUGUGAUAGGUUAGCUAUGAGAUCCUCUUAAAAACUUCAGUAUGAUUAUGUCUUGGUUCAGUGCUAGCAUGUAGGCCAAAUAUUUGUAUUUCUUACAGAGAAGUUUGGUAUGUACAACUCGCAAUGACUGUGCAGGAAGAGGCACUUUUUUGUGUUCUUGUGUUAGUUUUGUUUGUAGUGCUAUGAAUUCUUGUAUUUUUCAAAUAAUUCUUAAUUUUGGUUUACGGUAAUGCUGUCAGUUAUAAUUGUAAACCGGGAACUGGA
This is a messenger RNA of Porites lobata, 15560 nucleotides long. NCBI's taxonomy places the organism in Eukaryota, Metazoa, Cnidaria, Anthozoa, Scleractinia, Poritidae. The record is from the annotation of a GenBank genome assembly.